This is a messenger RNA of Neodiprion fabricii, 3135 nucleotides long. It is a transcript of the gene Rho1, whose product is annotated as ras-like GTP-binding protein Rho1. Gene Ontology annotation, molecular function: GTPase activity; GTP binding. The record is from RefSeq and is a predicted model, not a curated record. The transcript has 5 exons. Gene Ontology annotation, biological process: small GTPase-mediated signal transduction; cell migration. NCBI's taxonomy places the organism in Eukaryota, Metazoa, Arthropoda, Insecta, Hymenoptera, Diprionidae. Bases 567 to 1208 code for a protein of 213 amino acids.
GGCAUACACACAUAUACGCACACAUACACACGUAUACAUAACGAACACCUAUUCAUUCUGAAAGAACAAGAAUAUAUUUACAACAGAAAAAAAAAGAUAAAACGAAACGAAACACGAAGUGAGGAAAAUAGGAAACUCAGAGAGAACGGGAGAGCGAUCGAGCGAGUGAGAGAAAGAAAAAGAAAGAGUGAGAGAGUAAGAACGAUACGUGGUGGUUAAAUACGGGAAUAGGUGUGGUAGAUGAAAUAGUCACGCACUGUAGAGUGGAAAACAAGCUCUACGUACGGAGUAAGGAAGCAUAUCCGCAGGCUUCGAGGAUUAAAAAGAAGGGUAUAGGGAAAGGGAUAUAAAAAGGAACGUAAUCGCAGAGAGAAAAAAAAGAAAGAAGAUCGCAUAAUCAGUGGUCAUCAUCGGGCGGGGACAAUCUGGUGUUAAAAAUCGUGUGUUUUUUUCUUGUGUUUCGUGCGCCGAAGUCGGAGGCAAAGCGGUCCGAGGGUAGUUUCCUAUCUCUCUCUCUACGCGUUGCCCUGCUACCGAUUAGAGACGCUGAAAGAAAGACUUAAAACAUGGGAUGCAUUGUGGGCCGGAGACUCGGCCCUGACGAUACUGGGUACCCUGGAUCAGGAUUCAUGGCGGCUAUAAGAAAGAAAUUGGUGAUCGUGGGUGAUGGUGCCUGUGGUAAAACUUGUCUCCUGAUCGUUUUUAGCAAAGAUCAAUUCCCCGAGGUUUAUGUACCUACCGUAUUUGAAAAUUAUGUCGCGGACAUCGAAGUGGACAGCAAACAGGUCGAACUAGCCCUUUGGGACACGGCUGGUCAGGAGGAUUACGACAGGCUUCGUCCACUGUCUUAUCCGGACACAGACGUUAUUCUGAUGUGUUUCUCCAUCGACAGUCCCGAUUCCUUGGAGAACAUUCCCGAAAAAUGGACACCAGAGGUCAAACAUUUUUGUCCCAAUGUGCCGAUAAUAUUGGUCGGUAACAAAAAAGACCUUCGUAAUGAUCCCGGUACAAUUAAAGAACUUGGAAAAAUGAAACAAGAGCCAGUUAAACCUGAAGAAGGACGUGCAAUGGCCGAAAAAAUUAACGCCUUCGCAUACCUAGAGUGUUCUGCCAAAAGCAAGGAGGGAGUGCGGGAAGUUUUUGAAACAGCAACCAGAGCUGCGUUGCAGGUGAAGAAGAAGAAGAAGGGAAGGUGUAGGCUUCUUUAAGAAGUAAUCUUGGCUGGGCCAAAUAUGAUAAAGAUAGUAUGGCAUUGCCGAGGAAGCAUUGCGUGUGCUCAUCUUAGGUCUCUUGGCCCCCGUAAAAACCCAUAACAUAAAAUAAUAUCUUACCUUUAAUUAAUUAUUUUACAUAACAAAAAUAGGACAACGUCUAGCGCGCGACCUGCCGUUGUACGACACAAGAAUCCCCGGAAAAAAACAAAGAGAGUAACAGAGAAAGAGGUGACAAAUUCUACUUUGUCAGAUUGGAGAAAAAGAAGACAAAACAGAGAGUGAGAGAGAGAAAUGCAGAGAGAGAGAGAGAGAGAGACCGCGAACAAGGGAAAAUCGAAAAACUAGGGAUAAAACAAAAACAAACAAAAAAAAAACAAAUACACGUUGAAACAUGAGAUAACAAUUAUCCAAAAUGUAUUUUUCAAAGUUAACGAAUUGUGUUUCACGUUCGAGCGAUUAAAACGAUCAUAAAAUGAAUUUUUAAUUAUUAUACAUAAUUAUUAUUAUCUUUAGUACUAUAAUAAUAAUAAAUCUUACCGCUAUUAUUUUAAAUAUUAUUAUUAUCAUUAUUAUUAUUAUUACCAUUAUUAUCAUUACACGAAAAUACGUUCUCUUUACAUUCUUUUUAAUUCUACAUAUUGUGUAGUCAUUAUGAUUAUUAUUACUAUUAUUUUUAUUAUCACACCAUAUUAUUUCGAGAACUAACGAAUGAUACGCGAGUAAUUAAUUGUUAACUUACGAAAAUGAUUGAUUUUUUUUUUUCCUCGAGGAUAACUAUGAAGAUAUAGGUUUUUGAAAGACAAAAGAUACUUAACGACAUUUUUAGUAGAAGCACUGUAGAAAAUCAUGAAAAAAGAAAAUAAUAAAAAAAAAGAGUAAUAAAACAAAUUUGAAUAAGUUACGUUUUAACGUGUUCGCAUAUUUGCAUUGUGGAAUAGUACGUGUUAAUUCUUACAGUAUUGCAUUUCUCGCGUAAAUUGAAAAGAUACUUGUUUUUAUUUUUAUGCGUGAACGUAUUUUUUGGUACAUUUUUGUUUAUUUUUCUUAAGCACAAAAUCAGUUCGAUAAACUCCUUAUUUGCGUUUCAUUUAUGUAAUUAUUUUUAUUUUUAGUUUUCAACGAAUGCAUUGCUGUAAUACAAAAAUUAACAGUUAUUACCUUGUAACUUUACAUUUAUGUCCUGCGAUUGUUGAAUUUUUCCCAGUCAUCGCAUUUGUUUGGGAAAUAGUUAAUUUCCUUUGGUUCAAACGAUAGAUCCAACCACGAAAGCGUUUAAGAUACUAAAACCACUGUGCUAAACCGUCUUAACGUGUCAGUAGUAAUUACAGUAUCAAAUUCAGUAAUACAUACAUGAUUUGAAUACUCACAAAUCCAGCCCAGAAAGAGAAAUUAAAAUUACAAUCGUAAUUGUAUCUACUCCGUUAUCGCACAGAGUAGAUUUGUCUUUCUGAAAAUUGCAUCUCAAAUUUCUUACUCUAAUUAUCAAUGGAUACCGAAUAAUGAACUAAGGUCUACUUUCUCAAUUUUCGUAGGAUAAAUCAUGGUUCAAUAUACCACUGUCCCGAUGAUCUUCUCGAAUCAUAAAUUUUACAGGAUCUAAUAACGAGUAACAAUAAAUUAGAUAAAAAAUUCUUGUGCGCCACGACGGGAGGUUGCUUUUCCAUCUUCCAUAAAUAGACAUAGGUACUUGAAUCAGAUUUUAUAUCGUGAAAAGAUUAGGCUAAACGCUUGUUAUUAUUAUCAAAACUUAUAUUUUAAUGCCUAGUUUUGCUAAGUUGAAGUAAUAAUAUGACAAUGAGCUGGUCGUUUAAGACGUUGUGCAGUAUUUGAUAAUGGAAUGGUUUCAAGAUCGAUGCCAUGCGACCAAUGCUAGAACUGGGAAUUAAGCGAAAAAAAAAAAAUAAAAUCUGGAUAAAAAUUA